This is a messenger RNA of Botrytis cinerea B05.10, 2550 nucleotides long. RefSeq lists its product as hypothetical. NCBI's taxonomy places the organism in Eukaryota, Fungi, Ascomycota, Leotiomycetes, Helotiales, Sclerotiniaceae. Bases 439 to 2337 code for a protein of 632 amino acids. The transcript has 3 exons. The record is from RefSeq and is a predicted model, not a curated record.
GAUUCACCUCUCAAAAACGUAUUGUCUCUGAUGAAUCAAACCUCCGUAGCUUCUUGCCGUUCCUUUACUGUUUGUAUGCCCAGGUUCUAUGCAUAGAACUUACAUUGAUCCACGAGCUUUCUCAUUCUUCAACCUGCAAGAGGACAAUGAUAUGGCGACUUGGAAACGAACAAGCCAAAACAAGAUGUAUUCCUCUUCAAGCACUGGGUGGUUUGACAUCAGGUCUUUCAAGCGCCUGAAAUUUUGAGCUUGUUGUGAAAUGCAGAUCCCUUGACCAUUAGCAUGGAGGUUGGUAUCAAACACGGUAAGAUGCUAUGAUAAAGAUGUUGGCCCCUUCAUCAGCCUUUGUGUCUUUGGCCAAUCUAUGUCCUAAUUUUAUAUCCUCAAUAUCUCCUUCUUUUCUACAGUUCUUAACAUCCAAACCUCCACUUUCUCUUCAUGAUGGCUGAAGUUGAACAGGCUAAUACACAGAGCUCUAUCUCGCCUCAAACUGCUCCCGGCUUAGAACCUGUGUUACAACCUUAUUCUAACACAGUACCUCCGACAGACAACUCAGUCUGUUUAGUUGAUAUUCCAGCUAGCGAUACCGCUCAGCAAGUGCCAGCGAGAGUCUUACCGGAGAAAUCAGUCCCAGAAUCUUCAGAUGAUGAAGUAGAGUUUGUGUUUUCAGUCCCUCGACGAAGGAAGAAAAAGCACAGAAGGCUUGAACUUCCAUCAAAAUACACGCAAAUCAACUUGGCUAGUCCCAUUUCGAGUGCCGGAGUUAUAGGUGCUUGUCCAUCGUCAGAGAAGCUCAUAGCUGAUAUGGCUCCUUUGCUUGAUCCUUGCAGUGAACCUGAUGAGAUGAACAGAGCUAGAUGCUAUUCUGUCAAUGCGACAGACAAGACUGCCAUAUUCGAUACCUCCAUACAGCCGUUGAAAGUUCCACAAUCAGAGCUACCCGAGUCAUCUCAUUCCCAUAUUUCUCAAAAUAUACCGUUCAAAAUCCCACCAUCUUGGUAUGCCAAAUUCAUACUUCCGCCACCUUCGCCAACAUCAUCAUAUUAUUAUGCAAACCCCACAACCGUCACAACACCAGAGCAAGACCAUGCAAAAAAACGAAAGCACCAAGAUUCAAGUGAAAAUUCAAAUCAUGUGUCUCCAUACGUGUCCUCAGCAUCUAAGUAUCUUCCAAGACCCAAUGUCUUACCGUCUAACUCGAAUCCUAGCCCUGUUUAUGGCCAUACGGGGUUUGUGGACUUUUUGGAAGAUCCAAAUGUGCCAACUACCUUCGGAGGAGUACCUCUCCCUCUUCCGCCACAUCGGCCAAUUAUACCUGGCUGGCAAGACUUUUCCUGGAAACAACCAGGUUACUCAACUCCAAAGCGCACACCAUCUGUUGAUCCACGAGCAAGAGUAUUUUCUAACAUCAACAACGACUCGGAUUGGCACCGCAAAUAUUAUUUUGGUGUCGUUGAUCCAAAUUGUCGAAACACGCAACAAGUUACCUUUGGAAAUUCGCCCACGGAGAGAUGCGCGCAAGAAAUGGUGUCACCCAAAACAAUUCCUCUUAUAACUCAAACCAAACCGGUGUCAUAUCCUUCAAUUCAAACAAAGCUAGUUCCGGAAUCAUGUCACAUGCCCACAAAAAUGUCUACAUCUGCUAUAACUACCUGUCCUGUGCAACCUUCUUUGAUAAUUUCAUCAAAUUCUGCGGCAUAUUCUCAACCCACACAUCCAGUUACACCGGUGAGACAUACUUGUCCUUCUUCAUUCCCCCGUUCCCAGGUGGCUGCAGCAGAUAUACGACGCAAACCUUCUCUUUAUAGAAUACCUGCGUGGCCACAUUUGUUAGAUAACAACAAAGCUUCCUCCUCUGGAGCUCUUGACGAACGUCAAAAUCCGACCUGUGUAGCCGAAAGUAACGACAUAUUUUUUCCACACUCUAAUACAACACAAGAAGCGAGACCUACUACUUCCCACACACAAAAUUCAAUCUCAUCUCUUCUCCAAACCCCAGUCUCACAUCCUUCAAGAUCACAAGCAUCGAUAUCCAUAUCCGCAUCCGCACCCGCAGCUAGACACUCCCCAAAUUUAAUCAUAGACAUAGCUCAAACGAGUCAAGAUACAUUUCCGUUUGCAGCAGUAGCGGCUAGACAUAAUAAACCUAUCCAAAAAGUUUUUGAUACUUUUUCGGCGAUAAUACAGUUGCCGCUACUAAAACAGGCAGCAGAUGGGAGGAGACACGGGCCAUUAGGGAGUGAGAGGAUGAGGAUGUAUAGGGAGGCUAAAAGGGCCAUGGAGAAGGCGAAUAGAGAGAGUGAAAAGGGCAGAAUUGAAAGUAAGCAGGGGAAAUGAGUGCGGAACUGUAAUAUGAAGUCAGGAUAUGAAAUAUGGGGAGUUGUGGUUGGAUUGAUGCCUUGCUUAACUUCUUUGGUGGGCAAUCUGAUUUUUAGAUAUUAUCGUCACUGGAAUUCAAUUCAAAAGAAGCUCUUAAUAGAUCUCAUCUCAAAUCUAGCUGCUGCUCGCUUGAGCCUUAUUUUGAAUAACAAUAUCAAUGUACCCGAACCA